AUGGGCCCCGGCUUCGACGCGCUCGGCAUGGGCAUCGACAUUUGGAACGAGAUCAGCGUCGAGCGCGCCGGGAGCUUCAGCAUCGAGACGGAGGGCGAGGGCGUCGGCGCCAUCCCCGAGGAGGUGGGCCCCAACGGCGAGAGCAAGCACACGGUCAUGGUCGCGCUGAAGCGCGCGUUCGAGUACGGAGGUGCGCGCGGGCUACGACCCGAACCAGUCGCAGCUGCCGGAGGAGCUGCUGCAGCUGGCCACGGAGAUGGAGGGCCACCCGGACAACGUGGAAGCCCAGCGCCUACGCGCCUACGUAGCCUCGUCCGGAGCCUACGAACCUAUGACCUACGCGCCCACGCAGGUGUCGCCGGCGAUCUACGGCGGCAUCCAGCUCUCGGUGCAGCUCUGCGCGAUCGCGACGGCGGAGCCGCGCGAGAACCCGCAGCUGGCGCUGUCGCGGCGCGUGCCGACGCCCGAGGGCAUGCGCCUCGUGGCGUACGUGCCGAGCGAGAAGACGCGCUUCUCGUUCGCGAGCAAGGACAAGACGACGGAGAUGCGCGCGCUGCUGCCGGCGACGAUCCCGCGCGCCGACGCGGUCUUCAACAUCCAGCGCACGGCGCGGCUCAGCGUCGAGUGAAAAACGGGUGGGACUUCGGGGCCGGUGGACGCGGCGAGAGACAGAGAGCAAUCGCGACCCCCCGCGCCGUCUCGCUCUCUCGCGACCCACCGCGCCGUCUCGCUCUCUCGCGACCCACCGCGCCGUCUCGCUCUCUCGCGACCCACCGCGCCGUCUCGCUCUCUCGCGACCCCCCGCGCCGCCAGGUCACGGCCGGCGCGCACGGCGCGUUCCUCUCCGGCGCGGGCCCGACGGUGCUCGCCAUCUGCUCCGGCGCGACGGGCGCCGACAUCUUCACCCAGGCCCGCGAGGAGCGCCAGGAGAUGAAGGUCGCCGAGGCCAUGCGCUCGGCGGUCAACGCGUUGCCCGCCAAGGCCGACCAGUGGAAGGACGGCAAGUUCUACAUCUGCUCCCCGUGCAUGCAGGGCGCGCACGUCGUCGCCGCGGACCCGCCCCUCUCCGACACCAUGGCCACCUUCGGCACCCUCGACGGCAUGCUGCCCGGGAGAAUUACGCCCUCAGGCUUUCGCCGCGCUCUCCGCGAGCGCGGCGACGCUAGCGAGGGCCUUCCGCUGCUUGCGGAUCUCGUCGCCCUGUCGCUCGAUGAGCUCGUCCGUGUCCUCGACGUGCGCGUUGAGGGUGGCGGCGAGCUCCGCGAAGUCGCCCUUGACCUUGUCGAGCUCCGCGUCGCCCUCGGCGAUGCGCUUCUCGAGCUCGACGGUCCGCCGCGUCAGCUCGAUCUGCUUCUUCGCCAUGUAGUCCGUGAACGCCGCGCGCGUCUCCGCGAGCAGCGCCUCGGCCUGCCGCAGCUCGGCGUACGACGACUUCAGCGUCGCGUCGUGCUCCUUCUGGAGCGCGAGCUUGGCGUCAUGCGACUUGCUCAGCUGCGUCGCGAACGCGUCCUGCGUGGCCUUGAGCUCGACCUCGAGCGCGUCCUCGCGCGCCGCGGCCGCCUUGAGCGCCGCGGCGUUCGUCUUGUCCGCCUUGAGCUUGCCGUUGUGCUGGCGCACGAGCGAGUCGGCGAAGGCGAGGCGCAGCUCCUCGAUCUGCGCCUUGUAGCCGAGCGCGGCGUGGAGGCGGGUUGGGCGUGGAGUUGUUUGGUGCGUGCGGACGAGCGCGUCGGUGCUGCCGAGUAG
Aureococcus anophagefferens is the source of this 1743-nucleotide messenger RNA. RefSeq lists its product as hypothetical. Bases 1 to 1743 code for a protein of 580 amino acids. NCBI's taxonomy places the organism in Eukaryota, Pelagophyceae, Pelagomonadales, Pelagomonadaceae. The transcript has 5 exons. The record is from RefSeq and is a predicted model, not a curated record.